GUGCCAUUCUCGGCAUUACAAUAGCUUUGGCGGAGUUGCAGUAUGCACUGGCAGAAGACGCGGAGUCACUGGUCGUGAAUUUGACGGACAGCAACUUCCAGGACCUUGUCAAGCGCGGUGACGACAGGCCAUGGGUCGUGAAGUUUUAUGCGCCGUGGUGUGGACACUGCAAGAUGAUAGCUCCUACAUGGGAGUCAUUGGCCAGAAAAGUGCAAGGUCAAGUCAACGUCGGGAAGGUGGACUGUACAGAGUCCCAGUACUUGUCGAACAUGUUCGACGUGCGUGGCUUCCCGACCUUGAAACUCAUUUCGAAGGGCAGGGUGUAUGGUUUCUCCGGGCGCAGAAGUUUGGAGAAUUUGGAGCCGUGGGCCUUGCAAGGGCAUCAAGGACAAGAAGGCGACAUGUACCCGUUUGACAAGCCAUUGUACCACCGAGUCACCAUCUCUGCGGCCACGCUGCUCGCAAAGUACGGGCUGCAAAUCAUUGCCGUUGCAUUGAUAGCGGUUGGCGCGCUAGUGUGCCACAUGGAACGUCAACAGUCUCAGAGACAGCGUCGACACCAGGAUCAACUCAAAGAGCUGGCGCAACGCCGCGCUGCUGAAAGCGAAGGGUCCGAGGCCCAUGAGGAGGUAACCUCAAAAAAGGAUGACUGA
Molecule: messenger RNA, 653 nt
Organism: Symbiodinium sp. CCMP2456
Lineage: Eukaryota; Dinophyceae; Suessiales; Symbiodiniaceae
Source: the annotation of a GenBank genome assembly